AUGGGACCGUUUCUAGAUCUCAUGAAAAAUGCACUCUGUUCCCCCUCGUCACAUUCUUCUUCUUCAUCAUCUCCAAGUUCCCUGGUCUCAUUUGGAAGUCCCAAGUUCUACGUAUUGUGUGGAAUAGGUGGCUCAAUAUGUUGUGGAUUCACUCAUCUUGUAAUCACUCCUUUGGAUAUUGUCAAAUGUCGGAUGCAAGUGGAUCCAAUCAAGUAUUCAGGAGUCUUGCAAGGAUUCCGAGUGGCAGUGGCAGAUGAUGGAGUUAGAGGAUUGGCAAGAGCGUGGGCUCCAACUACAAUAGGAUAUUCAGCUCAAGGAUUCGGGAAGUUCGGAUACUACGAGAUCUUCAAAAAUGUCUAUGGGAGUAUGUUGAGUGAGGAAAAUGGGUAUACCUAUCGCUCAUGGGUGUAUCUGGCUGCUGCCUCAUCAGCAGAAUUCUUCGCUGACUUUUUCCUUGCUCCAUUUGAAGCCGUCAAAGUAAGAAUGCAGACUUCAUCCACUGCACCAAAAACCAUGCGAGAAUGUAUGCCGAUGAUUUACAAAAAAGAAGGAAUGUACGGUUUUUUCAAAGGAUUACCUCCUCUGUGGACUCGACAGAUACCAUAUACCACUGUGAAGUUUGUAUGCUUUGAAAGGGUAAUGGAGUUGAUGUACACUCAUACUGUACCAAAACCAAGAUCUGAGUGCACCAAAGCAGAGCAGUUGUUGGUCACUUUUUCAGCUGGUUAUUUGGCAGGUAUCCUUUGUGCUGUGGCAUCCCAUCCUCCAGAUGUUCUUGUCUCCCAACUGAAUCAAAAUCCAAAUGCUACAUUGUCAAGUGCUGCAAAGAAAUUGGGAUGGAAAGGAAUGUGGCCGGGGCUUGGUGCACGGAUCAUUAUGAUUGGAACGAUCACGGCGAUGCAAUGGUUUAUUUAUGAUGGAUGGAAAGUUCUGAUGGGUAUUCCAAGACCUCCUCCGGCUCAGAUGCCUGAAUCGAUUAGAAGGAAGUUACAAGCAGAGAGCAAGACUGAUUUUAUUAAAUAA
Messenger RNA from Caenorhabditis briggsae, 1023 nucleotides. The transcript is spliced from 3 exons. The coding region runs from base 1 to 1023 and encodes 340 amino acids. Gene Ontology annotation, biological process: mitochondrial phosphate ion transmembrane transport. Lineage: Eukaryota; Metazoa; Nematoda; Chromadorea; Rhabditida; Rhabditidae. The record is from RefSeq and is a predicted model, not a curated record. Gene Ontology annotation, molecular function: phosphate transmembrane transporter activity. Gene Ontology annotation, cellular component: mitochondrial inner membrane.